GUACUCAAAGCUUUGACUACUAAUCCUACUAUAAAGUUAUACUCUCCGCUCUCAGAAUCUACCAGAAAAUCGACUAAUCUCCCAACCAUAGCGGUCGUGAAACUGUUCGGAACUUGGCUUAGUCCGUACGUUUACAGAGUAAUUUGGGCUCUGAAACUCAAAGGCAUACCUUACGAAUACAUCGAAGAAGAUCUCUCCAACAAGAGUCCUUUGCUUCUUCAAUAUAAUCCAGUUCAUAAGAAGAUCCCAGUACUCCUUCACGACGGCAAACCGAUCUGUGAAUCCACCGUCAUCCUUCGAUAUAUCGAUGAGAUUUGGCCGCAAAAUCCCUUGCUGCCUGCUGAUCCCUAUGACAGAGCCGUUGCUCUGUUUUGGAUCAAAUUUGCCGAUGACAAGAGUCCUUUACUCUCAAAGCUUUAUCGAACCGAAGGUGAAGAACAACAAGCGAUAGUGAAGGAGUGGUUGGAAAUGCUGGAAGCAAUGGAAGAACAUGCGCUGAUCGGAGGGAAAAAAUUCUUUGGCGGAGACGAGAUAAACAUGGUGGACAUUGCAUUUUGCAUGGUUGCUCACUGGCUCGGGCUUAUCGAAGACUUUGCAGGGCUUAAAAUCUUUGAGCCACACAAGUUCCCUCGAGUGAGCUCGUGGAUCCAAAAUUUCAAAUCAGUCCCUGUAAUCAAAGACAACUUGUCUGAUACUGAUAAGAUGUUAGCUUUGUUGAACCGUCGUAGGGAGAUGUUGUUGACAUCAAAAUCAAAUUAGGGUUUGGAACAUUGAUUGUAUUUUCUCCCAUGGAAGUGUUAAAUAAUAGUUAAACAAAGUUCAAAACCCUUAUCUAAGUGAUGUCGGAUAAAAUAAUAAUGUCUCUUUUGGUUAUUA
Molecule: messenger RNA, 876 nt
Organism: Gossypium arboreum
Lineage: Eukaryota; Viridiplantae; Streptophyta; Magnoliopsida; Malvales; Malvaceae
Product: glutathione transferase GST 23-like
Exons: 2
Biological process (GO): glutathione metabolic process
Cellular component (GO): cytoplasm
Molecular function (GO): glutathione transferase activity
Source: RefSeq, a predicted model, not a curated record